Molecule: messenger RNA, 1713 nt
Organism: Letharia columbiana
Lineage: Eukaryota; Fungi; Ascomycota; Lecanoromycetes; Lecanorales; Parmeliaceae
Exons: 3
Coding region: 1-1713 (570 amino acids)
Source: RefSeq, a predicted model, not a curated record
AUGAGCCUCGCGAACCUCACCAUUUCACACCUCAAUUUCACUUCCAAUUGCUCAAACGUUGCUCUCGGUCUCGCUGUAUGGAUAAAUGAUUUCAACGAUUUUGCUGCUUCUCCCGGCAACCAAACCGCAACGAACGAUCUGCCAGGCGGAUCCGAUAACCCCACUGUUGCGCAAGAACUUGAACCCGACGACGAUACGUCAGGUGAUGUUGAUCAGUCGGUAGAUCCUGUCGACAACGGCCCUACCGAUGAAUACACCGAUUUCUGGACAAACGGUACCUCACCAGAAUGGCUGGGCUUCUGGCGUGCAGCUCUGGCCUCCGCCUUGCCCACCAUCUAUAUGAGCCUCACAGACGCUGAGAUUGCUCAAUGGUCGAAUACGACUGACGCGUUUGAAUUCUUUGACCAAGAGAAUGCAAACGAUUAUUGGGCUGACCCGACGGACAAAUUAUCUAUGUCCAAUUACUUGGCUUAUUCAGGAGGUUGUGGCUCCAAUGGGACACUCUCCAAGGUCCAAGCCAUCACAGACAUGCAACCGGCUUGCAUGGUUCAAUACUGCUGCUCUGGUUUGAAUAGUGAAGAGUCCCAGAAACCCUAUCCAUUCUACCCAAAUUUUACCGUCGUCGAUGCUUGCGCCUUUGACAUUUGCCGGCGUGCCAAUCAAGGCAACCCGGAUCUCGGAGGCAUUGGAGUGAUUGCUGCAUACUUCAUAGAAGCAAGUCUGAUGGCACUGUCCGUAGUUACCUUCGGCGUCGCUUUAGUGACAGACUUCAUCUACAAAAAAAGACCUAAGCCAAAGUGGCUCAGCCAACAUGAUUCCGCUGCACUUAAGAGUGCUGGCGUAUUCCUCGAUAAUGCAGUGUUCUUUUCUUUCGCAGUCUCGUUCGCUGGCAUUAUCUUCAAUUACCGAGAUGCUCACUUACUGUACGAAGACAAGCUUGGGCAAACCGCAACGCUGCUUGCAAUUGAUGCUCCAGUCGCUGUACUGCUCUUGACAUAUGCGCAUCUGGAUCGAGGCGCUUUGAGGGGCUUCUUGGUGGCUUUUGCGGUUCUCCUGGUUUUCAUAAUACAAUUUCUCUUCAGGAAGGCAAAGAGCUUCAAUCCCGGUACCUCACUCUGCCUAGACUGGAAUGACCAUGUGCAAAAUGUCUUCCGUCAGCGCUUCAUUGCAAAGGCGGUCUGGGCCUGUCUAGUAUUAGCUUUCUUCGUCAGCUACCUAGUACCCUGGCGGUCUUUUCGCAAGGCUCCAGGAGACAAGCGCAAAGUCCAGGUCGAUAUCGCCUGGUGGCAGCGGGCUAAGAGCUCUGUCGCAUAUAAGACGGUUUCCGACUUCUCCCAAACAGCCUGGACCAACAUACCCUGGCGCCGAGUGAUUGCCUUACUUCUUGCAGCCUACGCUAUGUUUGACUCCUACAUCGACAUACGCUUCCUUUGGUACCUUCGACAAAGUGAGCAAGAUAUCUCCUCGGCGGACAAUGAAGAUCAGUGGGGUUAUGGCCAGAUCCUCGCGUUAUUUGUGUGGGUGCCCAUCUUCGUUGAAUAUUUCUACGUGUUCGGGCUCGAACGUAAUCUCUGGGGUAAAAAUAAAGCCGAUCUGAAAAAGAAAACGGUCCAGAGAAGGAGCUAUGAGUUGAUCGAGCGUGCGAACGAGCAGAAAGUAGAUGCGGGCGACCGUCCCCCGUUGAACAAGCGCGAUAUCGCACAUGGUGAUUGA